Messenger RNA from Homarus americanus (American lobster), 921 nucleotides. RefSeq lists its product as uncharacterized. The record is from RefSeq and is a predicted model, not a curated record. Lineage: Eukaryota; Metazoa; Arthropoda; Malacostraca; Decapoda; Nephropidae. The transcript has 3 exons. The coding region runs from base 69 to 548 and encodes 159 amino acids.
GCAGAACUCUUCCGGAGUCGGGGAUCGUUCUCGUUCCUCACUCACCGAUAGUAGCAGAAGGCAUAGUUAUGGCGACUUUUGUAGAUAAAGUUAAUUCUGGCCUUGUAAAGGCUGGUUUAAAGCCUGUAACAAGAGACAACGUAUUAUUUUAUUAUACACCUUUGAAAGGCUGUGCUGCAUAUGGCAUAUUGAGUGUACAAAUGUUUAACCCAGAAUUGUUUGAAAACUUCAGUUUCUUGGUAAUACCUCGUUACAUCUCAUUGACGAAUGCCUGCUUGGUGAACACCAUCUCUGGGACAGGACUGUACUUGUACUCCAGUAAACAUCUUGCACAAGCUAACCCCAAGGAAAAGCUCUUAUUCUGUGCUUUUGGGACUGUGAUGUUUAAUCUUGGAUCAAUGCUGCUGUGGGCCCUGGGUCGCACUGUUGCACCAGAAAAUCAAGUCCUCCGCACAAUGAUAGGUGCCGCCAGUGCAGCUGGAGCUGUAUACCUUGGCAGGAAUUAUGUAACCUAUUUAGAUACACACAUCAGAUCUUCCAAAGACUAAAAAUGUAAUUUUGAAAAUUGAUUUUCUACUCUCCUUCACCAGUGCUUCCAGCAAAGGAAGAUUUUAUAAGAGUUUCUUAAGCUCAUUUUAAUACAAGAGCUGCAGGACCAAGACAGUGUUGGAGUUUAGAAAGAUAUGUGCACCUGAUUAUUUAGCAAAACAAUAGAUAUUACUGUCAUAUAAAAAGUUUAUUUCAGGUGAAUUUCAGGCACAAUAAAUAAUGUACAGUACUUGUAGGUUUGAACAGAUUUUUCAUGUUGAUAGUUAUUUUAUGGGCUUACUGUAUGUGGGGAAUUAAUAUUCUCACUAUGCAGAUCAUGGCUUCUGAUGUCUGUUGUUUAGUCUUGAAUAUAAUAAAUCAUACUGGAUUUAA